Messenger RNA from Vairimorpha ceranae, 1302 nucleotides. RefSeq names its product pre-mrna 3 -end processing cleavage and polyadenylation factor. The record is from RefSeq and is a predicted model, not a curated record. The transcript has a single exon. Gene Ontology annotation, cellular component: nucleus. Gene Ontology annotation, molecular function: mRNA binding; protein binding. NCBI's taxonomy places the organism in Eukaryota, Fungi, Microsporidia, Nosematidae. Gene Ontology annotation, biological process: mRNA 3'-end processing. Bases 1 to 1302 code for a protein of 433 amino acids.
AUGUUUAUAAAUAAAUAUACUGUCCACGAUAUCACCUUAGAUGAUACUUCUAUUCUUCAAGUCUACGAUAUUUCUGUUAUACAGACACAUUUGAAAUCUUCUUUAGAUCUUACACUUUUAGAAAAGAUUCUCAUUAAUAUUGGAUACAGUAUAAAUAGUGCACCAUUAUUUAAACAAUAUCUUAGUAUUUUAGUAAAAUUGCCAGAUGAAAAUACUAAAAUAGAAAAAAUAAGAAAUACUUUCUUUUUUAUUAUUCAGAUUCCUAUGCACGGUCUUCAUGAGCUAUAUAAUGAUUAUGAGGAAUUUGAGAUGGACACCAAUAAAAUUCAGGGAAAGAAGAUUCUACAAGAAUCUUUUCAUAUUUAUCAGAAUACACUUUCGGUGUACAAUCAGGUUAAAAAAGGUAAAGAUAUUUUAUAUGAGAUGGAAAAUCCCCUUAAACUUAACGAAGAAGAACUUUUUAAAAGAAUUAAUUUUUUGUAUAAAGAGGCAUUAUAUUUUAAUCCUAAAGACGAGGAGGUGUAUUUUCUGUAUAGUGAAUAUUUAAUAAAAAAUAAAAGGCUUGAUGAUGCACGCAAAGUUGUGGAACUAGGUAUAAAGAAUGUUGCUGGCAUUUUUCUAAAAAUUUAUUAUUACAGCAGGGGAUUACAAGAAAAUCUAGAAUUAUUUAGUAUUAGUGAUUUAUCAUCAACAAAAUUUAUUGAUGAAUCAAUACCACAGUAUUCAUAUGUUCUUGUUAUGAAUUAUUUGACACUUAUUCUUAAGAAAGAAGGCCUUUAUAAAUUUCGGAAAGAAUUUAUAAAUUACAAAAUUAAAGGACUCCUUAAUGACAUUAUUUAUAAAAAUAUAGCAGAUUAUGAAUUUAUCUAUUCUAAAGAUAAAGAUAUAGUUACUAAAAUUUAUACUUGCGGUAUAGAAGAUACAGAUAGUCAAUAUUUAAAAAAUGAAUUAAUUAAUUUUUUAUUAAGAAUUAAUGAUUAUAAUAAUGCGCAGAUGUUUUCAAAGAAGUAUAAUAUUGGUCACAGUAAGUUAUUAGAAUAUGAAUAUAAAUAUGGCACUGACUAUUACAAUAUGUUAGAUCAUAAAAAUAAUUAUUUGGUUGAUACCAUUUUACAACCUGUUGAAUGUAUUACACCAUAUGAGAUAACAAAAAUAAAUAUGUCAUAUAGAAUGAAUAUUGAAAUCAGAAAAGAUGUACAAGAGUUUAUUAAUAGCAUAAAUUACAUUAAAAGAGGGGACAAUUUAUUAAUUAAUUGUAAUAUUGAUAAAUUUAUUGAUAUUUUUACUAGAAUUAAUUUAUAA